AUAAGAAUUAUAGGACAUUGUCUGUACCUUGCUCGCUGUUUUUUUUUUUUUUUAAUCGACCUUACUGACCAAUAAUCGAAUAUUUCCACAACGCAAGUGACUGUCUGUGGCUAUGAUGGACAAUCUGUUCCACGCCCAGUUUGCCAAAGGAUAGCGGCAGGCAAUUCGCUGCGCCUUGCGCCCAUCAAAAUCCAGCAACAGAGAGAAGAAGUAGGCGGCAACCAGCGGUACUUUGUUCCUUUGGCGAGACAAUUGAUAACGGUUUUUUUUAGAGGCGACAAUAUGAGGGCGAAAGGUUUUCUGCAGUCUGUGUGUGCUGCGACGGUGAUGCUGUUGCUAUGCGAGACGCUGUGUUCCAGGCCCGUGUCUGCUAACCAAGAAUCUGGGACGGUCAUUCCAGCCGAGAGCCGACCCUGUGUUGAUUGCCAUGCAUUUGAGUUCAUGCAGAGGGCCCUGCAAGACCUGAAAAAGACUGCCUUUAACCUUGACUCACGGACCGAGAGCCUGGUGCUGAGGGCAGAGAAGAGGGCCCUGUGUGACUGCAUGCCAGCCAACGCUCUCAGCUGAGUGGCCGGUCUCACCUGAACACCGCUGCACCUGAGCACCUGAGUACCAGUAAUAAUAUUACCCCCCCCCCCCGCCAAGUAGAGCCAUGCACCCCAAACCUCACAGGUGUUGUUAAUUACCAUUAUAUCGUCUGCUUCUGACCCACCUAAUUAGCAUCAGUAAAGCUUGAGGACUGAGAACGAAUCUGGCACACAAUCCACCUCUUGCUCUCUCAAGAACCCCAUUAAUCCCGCUCUUCUGGAACAGUCAGCUCUCACUGCAUGACAAAUACCAGUGGUAGAGGAACUGUAAGAGUAGUCGUUGCAGAUUAGAGCAGUGUUUCCCUCCAGGAGUAGCCUUACUAGAGAAGCAAUCCAAUGACCCCACAGACCCCAGAGAACCCCUGUGCUUAAACUCUCAGUGCCCUUUGAUAGAAGAGUUAGUCAUACAAAAGACUUAGUGAGCAUGUGUAUCUAUAUGGAGUCAAAAGUAGCCUGCAUAUUGUUUUUUAAACAUGUUCUUUGAAUGUUGUUUAACAUAAUAUUACACAAGAGGCAUAUUAUUUGCACAGUAGAUUAGUUAUAUGUACAGUGGAAAGAUUUCUGUUUGAAUGUGAAAACCCUCAACAAUAUGUAGCUACGUAAAAAAUCUCCAUGGGAAUAAAAAAAAAAUUAUGGUACUGUUACACCUUUGAAGUAUAGACUGAAAAACACAUUUUAAUAUUUACCCUCUAGCAUUUCAUAUUCAAGAUGUCUUUGUCCUGUGAGGUGCAAGGUCUUUUUGAAGUGAAAUAGAAUUUUGUAUAGCUGGUUAUUUUGCACAGAAAUACAAUUCACAAAAUGGAGAAACCGUUACAAAACAUUUUAUAGUUUAGUUCACUGCAGCAAAAUGAACAAAACAUGUCAGUCAAACGCAAACUCUGACCUGUGAAGUGCAUUAUAAAAGGUCUCAGUAGGAGAAGUAGCUUUUAUUUGGGCAGUCUUUUGCUUUGCAUGCACCGAAAGCUCAAGGGAUUUCUUAAAGGACUGGCUACUGAUAGAAGGAACACCGACUGUAAUUGGUAGGUCAGCGGAGCUUGGUAAAAAUACAUAGCUUUCAGAAAAAAGUUCUCUGAACAGUCCAUGUUUGUGGCUUUGAUAUUGUGUUUUUGCUUUAAAACUUUUUAUUUUCUACUCUGCGUUAAUGUUUGUCAAAGAGUCAGUGUUCUCUGUAAAUUCAGUAUUAAAACAGAUCCAUCACUAUUUCAAUCU
Molecule: messenger RNA, 1796 nt
Organism: Megalops cyprinoides (Indo-Pacific tarpon)
Lineage: Eukaryota; Metazoa; Chordata; Actinopteri; Elopiformes; Megalopidae
Gene: nicol1
Product: chromosome 18 C4orf48 homolog
Exons: 4
Coding region: 283-567 (94 amino acids)
Source: RefSeq, a predicted model, not a curated record